AUGCAUCUUUAUAUAAUAUCAUUCAAUGAAUAUUAUCGUAAAUUAAUGAAUUUUAACAGAACAUCAUACAAUAAAUCUCAUUGUAAUUUAAUACAUUUUUAUGUAAUAUCAUUCAAUGAAUAUUAUGGUAAACCAAUGCAUUUUAACCAUGAAAAUAAUUCAAAUUCAUAUGAUUUUUAUGGUUCAACACUGGUGGAAAUUUCUCAAUUUCAACAUCCAUCUCGUACACUUUUACAACAAAAUGGUUUUACUCAACAAAUUUAUCUUAAAUAUGAACAAGAAUGUCUUGAUGAUAUGUGUGUUGAAUGUCUAUUUCGAUUUUAUACAUAUGAUAUAGAAAAACAUUUUCGUCAACAUGUAUUUGAAGAUUUUCAACAAGUAACUCUUUGUGAUCAUGAAACUGAUCAAUUAUAUGGUUUAGAAAAAUUCUGGGCAUUUUUAAAAUAUUCUCGACAGAAACCAAAAAUCAAUCCAAAACUUGAAGAAAUUUUAAAAAACUAUAAAAAUCUUGAAGAUUUUCGUGUUGAUGGUGCAUCAUUUCCACAACAAUUUUUUCCAACAAAAUCAAAUUAUACAUUCGAAGCAAUUGCUGCUGCAGUAGCAAAGAACAGUGAUACAUCAAAUUCAUUAAAACCCAAUGAAGAAUUUGGUGUUUUAGGAAGAAUUGGUAUUGGUUUAGCUAUUGUUGGUGGUGUGAUUAAUUUUGAUGGUGGUCAUCGAAAUAUUAUUUUUGAUCGUUUUCAAGGUAUUAAACUAGAUGUUAUUGAAGAAGGAACUCAUUUUAUGAUUUCAUGGCUUCAUAGACCAAUUAUAUUUGAUAUUCGUACACGACCACGAUCUGUUCCAUCAAUAACAGAAAUAAAAAAUUUACAAACAAUUAAUAUAACAUUACGUAUUCUUUAUCGACCAAGAGCUGAACUUUUACCAAAAAUUUUUUGCAAAUUUGGUGAAUUAUUAAUAGAACGUGCUGCUCAAUUUGGUUUAUUACUUGAUGAUAUUUCAAUUACACAUUUAAUUUUUAGAUCUGAAUUUACAAGUCCUGUUGAAUUAAAACAAGUUGGGCAACAAGAUGUUGAAAAACAACGAUUUUUAGUCGAAAAAGUAAGUCGUCAAGCAAAUGUUAUUGCAGAAGAAGGUGAUGCUCGUGCAGCUGAUUUGAUUGGCAAAGCUUUAGAUGAAGCUGGUAAUGGUUUGAUCAAACUUCGACGAAUUGAAGCCACUGAAGGUAUUGCAAAUCAAUUAUCAAAAUCAAGAAAUAGCGUCUAUUUACCACAUGGUCCUCAAAUGUUACUUAACAUUACUGGUGCAUGA
Molecule: messenger RNA, 1311 nt
Organism: Rotaria sordida
Lineage: Eukaryota; Metazoa; Rotifera; Eurotatoria; Philodinida; Philodinidae
Source: the annotation of a GenBank genome assembly